AUGGGAACUGUGGAAGAAUUGCAGAAACGAUGUUAUAAAGACAGCCAGGCUGAAGCUGACAUUGUACAAAGAAUGGAAUUAGAGACACAAAGGAGACUGGCACAGCUUCAGGCUGAAUUAGAUGAAAUGCAUGGCGAGCAGAUUGUGCAAAUGAAGCAAGAGCUAAUUAAACAACAUGCAAUGGAAAUAGAACAUCGGCUUUCACAACAAAAAGUAGAAUUAGAGAAAACUUUAAGUCUGUGUUUGAAUGAGAAUGUUAAUGAAGAUCAAAUGCAUUCAAUGAAUAUUGAAAUUAAUGAAUUGAAUGUGAAAUUGCAAGAUGCUGAUAAUGAAAAGGAAAAAAUAAAGCAAGAACUGUCACAACAGAUGGAAGCAAUUUCAGCAGAGAAGUCUCUUCAACAGGCUAAAAUUGAAGAACUUCUCCAAGAACUUAAUUUUUCAAGAGACCAGGUUCAAAGAGCCAAACAAACUAUAAUGGAAAUGGAAUGUAGAUUAAAUGAUGCUGAAAAAUAUCAGUUUAUGGUUGAAGAUUUAAAAACUCAGCUGGCUUCUGCCUCUGAAUUUAGGAAAGAAUUGGAGUUAAAACAUGAGGCAGAAGUCACAAAUUACAAAAUAAAGCUUGAAAUGCUAGAAAGGGAGAAGGAUGCAGUUCUGGACAGGAUGGCAGAAUCUCAAGAAGCAGAAUUAGAGAGGCUGAGAACAAAGCUUCUGUUUAGUCAUGAAGAGGAACUUUCCAGACUUAAAGAAGACUUACAAAAAGAGAACAUGGUGAACAUGGAAAGCCUUAAAGAUAACUUGAAUAUACACCAUAAACAGCAGUUAGAUGAGUUACAAAAUGAAAUGAGUCAAAAGAUAGAAGCUAUGCAAUAUGAAAAGGACAACUUAAUUACAAAGCAAAAGCAGUUGAUACUAGAGAUUUCAAACCUGAAAGAUUUACAGCAGUCCAUUGUAAAUUCUAAAUCUGAAGAAAUGACUCUUCAAAUUCAUGAGCUGAAGAAAGAGAUUGAAGUGCUUAGGCAAGAGGAAAAAGAAAAAGGUACCCGUGAACAAGAAAUUCAGGAGCUGCAGCUUAAAACUGAGUUGAUGCAGGAGCAAAUGAAGGAGCGAGAAGAUAGCCUUCAAAAAAAAUGUUUAGAACUUGAAACACAAAAUGACCUUCUUAAGGGGGAAAACAAAACUCUGGAAGAGAAGUUAAAAAGUGUGUUGGUAAACUCUGAAGAAAAUUAUAUUUUAAAGACGAGCAUUAGCUCUAAUUCAGAAAUUUUGGACUUGCAAAAAAGAAUAGAAGGGCUGAUUACUGAAAAUGAGCAACUGAAAAACCAAAACAGCCAACUCCAAGAGGACACUGAAAGGCAGAAGAGUGUCUUUUCAUUUACUGAGAAAAAACUUGAAGCUAAUUUUAAAGAGCUACAGAAUGAAUGUGCAAGUCUUCUGAAGGCAAAAACUGAGUUAGAAGAGAACAAGAAUAAGCAGGAAGCUGAAUAUAAAAGCAAGCUAAAAGCUUUGAAUGAAGAACUUCACCACUUACAAAGGAAUAAAGAAAACAAGGUGUCAAGGGCAGAGAGAUUUGAGGCUGGAGAAGUUGUUGAGAAAGACCUGACAGAACUUAUGGAAAAGCUUGAGAUAACCCAGCGUGAGAAACUGGAAUUAUCCCUGAGACUCUCCAAUCUCUCCAAACAGUUGAAGUCAAAGCAUAGUGAAAUUUGUCAUUUAAAUGAAAAAGUGAAAUACUUAAAACAUGAGAAAGAAGAAGUUACAGCGAAGUGUAAAGAACUAGAAGUCAUAAUUAGCCAUGCUCAGAGAGGAAAUAGUACAGGUAAUGAACCUAAGGCAAAAUGUUCUAAAGGAAAAGCUCUAAAGACUGCUGCUCCAGCAUCUGAAAGUAGAAAUAAAAGCCUUGGUCCAAGGAAUGAAGUUGAUGAAGGAAUAAAUGUAAGAGGAAAUGUUGGUUCAUGUGAAGAUACCAGUCAUGAGGUAACAAAAAGAAAGGAAGUUCAGCAAAUGUUGAAACCAGAAGAGAAGUCUCUUAUAGAACAUUUGCAUGGGAUGACAGACAGGCUGACAGAUGAAACAUCGUUAAUAGCCAUUACACAGAGUGAAGAUAAUCUUCAGCAGCAAGUGGAUGCAUUAAAAUCAGAACAGGUGUUCUAA
Molecule: messenger RNA, 2151 nt
Organism: Merops nubicus (carmine bee-eater)
Lineage: Eukaryota; Metazoa; Chordata; Aves; Coraciiformes; Meropidae
Product: A-kinase anchor protein 9-like
Exons: 3
Coding region: 1-2151 (716 amino acids)
Biological process (GO): regulation of ventricular cardiac muscle cell membrane repolarization; positive regulation of peptidyl-serine phosphorylation; signal transduction
Cellular component (GO): synaptic membrane; cis-Golgi network; centrosome
Molecular function (GO): protein kinase A regulatory subunit binding; potassium channel regulator activity; molecular adaptor activity
Source: RefSeq, a predicted model, not a curated record